Molecule: messenger RNA, 3194 nt
Organism: Patella vulgata (common limpet)
Lineage: Eukaryota; Metazoa; Mollusca; Gastropoda; Patellidae
Product: contactin-associated protein 1
Exons: 7
Coding region: 261-1313 (350 amino acids)
Source: RefSeq, a predicted model, not a curated record
CAGAGUUACGACAUAAUACGCCCACACUGAAAUGUGGGCGUAUAAAAAGUAAACAUUCUUUUAAGUCUGUCAUGUUAUGAUGAAGUGUGCACCAAUAAACAAGAGACCGUAGAAUACACGACUCGCGGUGUACUGAUUGUAAAAAUGUUCACUGUGUCUUAAACAGUUGAUAAGAAAAUCUCAUAUUUUAACAAAGAACAUAAGGUUGGGGACCAGUGAAUAAUUUCAUUUAGCAAAUUAAACUUUGGUAAAGCAACAACAUGCCGGAAUAUGACAAGCUAGUUUUACUGUGUUUAUUUCUUAAAACUGUAAUGACUGCUAAUGGUUGUGAACCCGCGGAAAAAAAAUAUGUUUUAGAAAACAAAAAUGUUUUGGCGAGCCCUUGGACAAGAAUGACAUCCGUAGAGAGUCGAAGUUUAUGUGCUUUUGAAUGUCAAAUCGAACUGUACUGUGUGGCCUUUGCGUUUAAUGAACAUGACAGGGAAUGUUAUCUGUAUGAUAGAGAUAUUACCGGUGAAGUUUAUGAUCAACAUUUGAACACAAAUAUUUACAUAAGUAACACAAGAUGUGGGUUAUUACCUACCAAAGAAAACGCAUCACCAGAAUCAAUGCAAGCUACAUAUGCUGCUGGUGCUAGAGUUAACUACAUAUGUAGUUCUGGUUGUAAUUUAGACGGGUCGCCUCAGGCGCAUUGCCUUCCAUCUGGUGAUUGGCACAUUCCAACAUUUACAUGUAAAGCAAUGAAAUCAUGCCAGGAAGCUUACAAUCUGGGGGUAACUGUUACACCAACCGUAAUCAUCAGACCAGAUCCAAAUGAAGAAGCUGUGACGGUAUCUUGUGAGAUUACAAACAAUGUUGUUUAUACUGUUAUAGGUCAUGAUGUAGCCAAUAAAACGUAUGUAACAGGUUACGAAGCAGCCAGAAGUUAUGUGGGAACAAUAAACUACAAUGUUGAUCUGCAACAAGUUAUAAACAUAGUUGAUGUCUCAGCCGAAUGUGAACAAUAUAUUAAAUUUGAAUGUCAUGGUGUUGAAAUAACUGUAGAUGUUGGAUUAAAUACACGUACUGGUACAUUAGCAACUUAUUUAAUAGGGGGAGUCAAGGGUCAGAAUGAUUGCGCCUGUCAUCGUAAUAAUGCCUGUGUUGAUGAUUUGCCUUGUAAUUGUCAAAAGAAUGAUGGUGUAUUAAGAGUUGAUGAGGGGUAUAUUCGAUAUAAAGAAGACCUUCCAAUUACUGCUAUCUUGAUCGGUGAUACGGGAGGCAGUGAUGAGUUCGCAUAUUAUACAAUCGGUAAUCUCGUGUGUAAAGGAUAAUUAAAAGAUAAAGUUGGAUUAAAGGAGUCACGGUGCCUAAGUGGGUAAGACGCUGGCUCGCUAGCCUGGAGAUACAUCUAGUUGGAUACCUACUGUAAACAGAUACAUUCAUAUAAAUUAUAUGGGUUUUAUUUUACAUAGUUAUUGUCAAAUUUCUAACCCAGUUUAUUUUAUAAUCAUCUAAUUAAAUUUUCGAUGACUAUAAACAUUUCAUGGGUAGUUAUUUUCCCAACAAAACCACUGACAUUGUUUUAAUUAAUUUCAUUUUGAAGUGUGUUAAUGAAUUUGAUUUGAAAAUUUACAAUAAUUUUAUCCCUGCUUUGACCCCCCCCCCCCCCGACCGCGCCCACGCACCUUAGACUUUCUGUAUUUAUACUCUGAGAGUCGACAAUUCUAGUUUUUGAUCUGCAACUGUGCCGUGUUAAGCUAGAGGCAAAUGUACCAUAUGAUAUGCGGCCCACAUUUUCAAGCCCUCCACUCUAAGUGUUUCAACUUAUCAAUAACAAUGUAGAAAUUUAAUUACUUUACUAUGAAAGUAAAAUAUUUGUUUGUUGUAAUAUUGAUGUUUAUUUAUUAAAUUAGACCACAGUAAUAACACAUGUUACAUUCACUGCACUUGCUUAAUGGUUUUUACAUAUAACUGAACAUUGAUGUUUUUAUAUUUUAUUGUAUUCUUGAUCCAAUUCGUGCCACACCAGUCCAAUUCUAGACCGAAAUCUUCCCCUCUAUAUAGUACUAUGUACACAUAUAAAGGUAAACUCCACUAGACACAAACUAAGUCACUUUAGGACUAAAAUAUGUUACAAUUUAUUUAAAUAAUUGGCUUACCCACAGUAGUCUUUAGCAGUGAUAGAGCAAGGAGAAAACCCACGUGGUUCGGCAGGCGACCCUACUUCUUGUCACAAACAAGCGUUGGGAUCAGGGGCGUACAUAACGAUUUUGUUUGGGGGGGUGUUUAGCCAAAAUGCGACCGACUGAUUCCCAUACCCCUAGUACGAGUGACGCAGUCAGGAGCCGAGCACCAUAGGUGCGAGUUUUGUAGGGGCCAUGUGCAGUAGCGGAUCUAGAUAGGGGUGGGGGGCAAAUCUAGGGCGCCACCCUAGCCACAAUCCCACCCCACAAUGAAUGUCAACAAAAUACUGGCUUUAACAUUAAGUCUUCCGGUAGAACAUAGAUGAUAUUGUAUAAUUAUAUAGUUGUUUGCCGAUCGUUGUCUCGCCGGAAAGCAGUUUUAUUUAAGUUGACAUAAAGUUUAUGUCAUAUAUGAUUGUGCCUAUAACACUGAGCAACCUGAGAAAAUUUUGAAAAAUUGAGUCAAUAUCUUGGCAUUUGAGGUCAUUGCUGGGAGAAAUUCUUGUGGACGAGAGGACCAGAAAUGUGAAUCAAUUAGACAAAAUCUCGAGAUCUGCCCCUGUCAAUUCCGCCUGUUUUGCAAGAGUUGACAGAACUUUUGUAUAGUCUGACGCCCCACGAUCCACACACCAGUGGUACGACUAAUAUAACUGGGCAGUUCACUAUAACCGUGAAUAUGAUAGUGCUGAGACAGUAUAAGACAACAGAGGAGUGGAAGAAUGAUGUUAUAAUGGAAUCGAGCGCCGCAGGCUCGAAAAAAUUUCAGAUGUGUAACCGAGCUUUUAAUUUUUGGGACUGGGCCUGACAAUUUUAGUCAAUGUCAUGGCAAAUGGAUCCUCGUUAAUGAGAGGAUAAGAAAUGGGACAGAAUCUUGAGGCCUAUCUGUCAAUGUCGCCUGUGUUGUGAGAGUAGAACUAACAAUUCUACAGUCUUUUGACCCACGACUCACUCACUAGUGGUACUACUAACUGGGCAAUUCACUGUAACUGUGAAUAUGAUAGUGAUGAGAUAGUAUAAGACAGAGAAGGA